GAAUGGUGCAAUAGACAACAAUUUUCAGCCCAAUGGGAUCUAUCUGAAUCAAUGACAUCUCAUUUACUUUCCAAACGCAGUGUGAUUCCUAGAUCGUUUCGUCAAUCUAUUAUUCUACCAGUUCUGACUACUCCGGCCUCAUACCGUACCAAGGUCCCAGAUCGAAGAGAUCAACUUCAUGAUAUAGCCUAUUUCAACUCACCAAGGCUACGAAGUCGAUAUAUUCGUUACAUCUUGGACUGUACACAAAACUUCACUACGACUAGGACAGUUAAUAUGGCGUCGGACGCAGAUUACAUGGCCUUUUUAGACAAGGCGAACGAGGAUCCAAGCAAAGGAUAUCCAAAAGCGCAAAGUUCUAGCAAACAGGACUUCAAAGCGACCGAUGACGGUGCGCAAAUCCCAGCAGCUAUCCAGGAAGCAACGAAGGAUAGUUUCUAUGUGAGCGACGCGGACGAGCCGUUUGUUCCGGUUUACUUGGCCUGGAACGAGGGCGGCAAAGGUUUGCCAGACGAAGAGGAAUUCGCGACUUUGAUACAUCAUCCCGAGCCAGCGAAUGCGCAAAUUGAGAUACUGGAUCCGGCGGACUGGGAUACUCAGGGACAAUACAAAGCUAUUCUAGACGCGGUGCAAAAGGCAGGCAAGGGCAACGAUAUCAGAGUAUACCGGGUCUCGAAGGGAGGCGUUAAAGUCGAAUACUGGGUCGUUACUACGGAGGGCAAAGGGGCAAGCGCUAAGCUUGUCGGUGCUAAGGCGCUGGCGGUUGAGAGUUGAAUCUUCGAGACGUGAUUCAGCUGAGAUAUAUUUGAGAAAGAAGUAAAAUUGUAUAAGAAAAUGGAGAAGGGCAGAUUCCGUUUAAUUUGAAUUCAUAUCAUAUGUAUUUGAAUAAGAGGUACUGAGUACCCCGCGA
Messenger RNA from Annulohypoxylon maeteangense, 910 nucleotides. RefSeq lists its product as uncharacterized. NCBI's taxonomy places the organism in Eukaryota, Fungi, Ascomycota, Sordariomycetes, Xylariales, Hypoxylaceae. The transcript has 2 exons. The record is from RefSeq and is a predicted model, not a curated record. Bases 52 to 774 code for a protein of 240 amino acids.